Branchiostoma floridae (Florida lancelet) is the source of this 738-nucleotide messenger RNA. Its product is annotated as complement C1q-like protein 3. Gene Ontology annotation, molecular function: protein binding. The record is from RefSeq and is a predicted model, not a curated record. The coding region runs from base 1 to 738 and encodes 245 amino acids. The transcript has 2 exons. NCBI's taxonomy places the organism in Eukaryota, Metazoa, Chordata, Leptocardii, Amphioxiformes, Branchiostomatidae.
AUGGCUAAGAUAGGGCAACUUCUAACCCUUGUUAGCUGUAUCUUGGUACACCACAGCGUAGUGUCAGCGGUGGAAGAGGAGGAAAAUGAAGGAUCCUGUUCCCGACAGUUCAACAACCAUCAGAACAUCACGGUGGUGGCCGCGCCCGGGCCGGUCGGGCCGAAAGGGGACAUGGGACCGAGAGGUCACGCCGGGACGCCAGGUGAGACAGGUGUGAGAGGGGCGCCAGGUAAGCUGGGGCCGGUCGGACCGAGGGGCGAGAGGGGAGACAAAGGUGAGCGGGGACCGGCAGGUGAGAAGGGAGCACCUGGCACCAGCCCACCUGCUCCACCCGUCGUGGCGUUCUCCGUGGCGCGAACGGGCAUUCUCACGACGUCCCAAACGAGGGUGCUGACGUAUGACGUCAUCCUUAGCAACGUUGGCGGGGCGUACACGGAGGGAACGGGCAAGUUUGUGGCCACGUUCGGGGGAGUCUUUUUCUUCACGUUCACCGGAAUGACUGCGAAUGCUGCCAAUAGCAAUUACUAUCUGCGUCUCAUGAAGAAUGGGGAGAAGAUGGUGAGUCUGCACGAGAAUAACGGAGCACAAGCUCAGUACCAGGCCGCCAGUAACAGCGCCAUACUGAUGCUGCGUCCCGGAGACCAGGUCUGGGUGGAGCUGGACAAGAGCGGGCGCACCGUGUUCAGCAACGUCAACAGGUACCUGACGUUCUCCGGGUUCCUUAUUCACGCUGACUGA